AUGGAAAAGUAUGUCGCUGCCUUGGAGGAAGUUUUGCCAACGAUGAGCACCUCUGCACUCAGCACUGUGUUUUUCUACCAUGCGAAAUGCAGUGUCCUGGACCGGAAAGCUUUUUUGGAAUGCUGCACUUGGCUUUACCAUCGUAUACCACUAGCAACUGAAACUGUCCGGCAGGAGCUGUUGCUCAGCUUUGCGCUUUACAAAAGGGCUUUUGAAUCAACAACCGCGGGGGCAAUGUCAUCCUCUGCUUCGACGACUGUCGGUGUGCGAAUACCAAUGGCAGCACGACCAUAUCAGCAGGAAAACAACUGCGUGCACG
Amoebophrya sp. A120 is the source of this 319-nucleotide messenger RNA. Lineage: Eukaryota; Dinophyceae; Syndiniales; Amoebophryaceae. The record is from the annotation of a GenBank genome assembly.